This is a messenger RNA of Thamnophis elegans (Western terrestrial garter snake), 4353 nucleotides long. It is a transcript of the gene SOX7, whose product is annotated as SRY-box transcription factor 7. The transcript is spliced from 2 exons. Bases 33 to 1163 code for a protein of 376 amino acids. Gene Ontology annotation, biological process: anatomical structure morphogenesis; cell differentiation; regulation of DNA-templated transcription. The record is from RefSeq and is a predicted model, not a curated record. Gene Ontology annotation, molecular function: DNA-binding transcription factor activity, RNA polymerase II-specific; RNA polymerase II cis-regulatory region sequence-specific DNA binding. Lineage: Eukaryota; Metazoa; Chordata; Lepidosauria; Squamata; Natricidae.
CCGCCGGCUGGAGUCCCGCGUGCCUCGACGGCAUGGCUUCGCUGCUGGGCUCCUUCGCCUGGUCGGAGAGGCUGGACUGCUCGGCUCUGGAGUUGUCCGACGGGGGCAGCGGGAGCUCAGCCUCCGCGGCGCCCCGGACGGAGAAGGGCAACCCCGAAAGCCGCAUCCGACGCCCCAUGAACGCUUUCAUGGUGUGGGCCAAAGACGAGAGGAAGCGCCUGGCCGUCCAGAACCCGGACCUGCACAACGCCGAGCUGAGCAAGAUGCUGGGCAAGUCGUGGAAAUCUUUAACCGCAUCCCAGAAAAGACCUUAUGUUGAAGAGGCAGAAAGGCUGAGGGUUCAACACAUGCAAGACUACCCCAACUAUAAAUAUCGUCCCAGAAGAAAGAAGCAGGUCAAGCGGAUCUGCAAGCGGGUGGAACCAGGCUUCCUGCUGAGUAGCCUCUCCAGGGACCAAGACCACAUGUCUGAGAAGAGGGUGUGCAGCCGAGCAAUGGGUGAGAGGGAUGAAUAUUCAACUGCCUCAGUAAUGCCAAACCUCAGGAGAUACCAGGAGGUCCAGAGCAAUAACACAGGUACUCCGAUGGACACAUAUCCAUAUGGGCUGCCUACUCCUCCUGAGAUGUCACCCUUGGAUGUGAUAGAUCCUGAGCAGAGUUUCUUCUCCUCCCCUUGUCCUGAAGACACUCGUCAUCCCCGUAUGUCUGGAGACACCUAUUCUCUAGAAUAUGCCACCAGCCCUCUCCAAUGCAACCACUCUUUGGGUCACAUGCCAGUCUCUCAAUCAGCUUCCACGAUGCACUCUGCUUCCUCCAGUUGCCCAGCACCUCCCACAGGAAAUUAUUACUCUCCAGCUUUCCCUCCUAAUCUCCAAGUCCCCAACCUCCACAACCAUCUUGGGCAGCUCUCACCUCCCCCGGAGCAUCAGAACUUCGAUAGCCUGGAUCAGUUGAGUCAAGACGACCUUCUAGAGGAGAUGGACCGCAAUGAGUUUGAUCAGUAUCUCAGUGCCCCUGGACAUCCAGAGCCUAGUGGGCUCACCGUCAACGGACAUGUCCAGGUCUCUCAGACAGCAAGCAGCUCACACUCCUCAGAAACCAGCCUAAUUUCUGUCCUUGCAGAUGCAACAGCUACAUAUUACAAUAAUUACAGCAUUUCUUAGGUCAGAGAGAUGAGACUUCUCCUGUGGAUCAGUUUGCUAGCAGAGAGUUUCCUUUUCUCUGGGUUUCCCACCUUGAACUGAAAUAAUUUUGGGGGUCACUUUCUAGAUAAUUAUUCCAGUUUGCUGACAUUCUUUAUACCCAGUCUAACUAUUGAGCAUCUGUCUUCAGAAGUGUCUUUGUAUCCCAGUUAAAAGGAUACAUCUUCAGUGAUGCAUCCAGGCACCUUAGUACGUUGACUUAAAUUAAAGAAUCCUUGUUUUUUCAUCAAACUGAGGGGCCCUGACAGAGCUGAUAUAGCAUAAUAAUACUUACAAAUUUGGUCUAACUACAGAGGAAUGACAUCAGGAAAUAUACAUGACCACUUACGGAGUCUUUCAACCAAAGAUGCCCUUGAAUGCAUUUCCUCAAGAAAUCACUGCUAAGCAGACUCAGAUGUUUAGCUCUGUUUGUGUGUACGCAUUCAAUUUGUUAUGCAGAAUGUCUUCUCAAGUGUUUUUGCUCUUUGCUCAAUUGCCAUUUGUUUCCAUGGGCUCACAUAAGAGAUUUUUCACUACCAAAACUGAAACAGAAUAUGAAACAAUGUCAAAGGUGUGAUCACAGAAGCAUCAUUAUCCUUCUGGAUUGGGCCACUUAUCAUCUCAUCUUCCUGUUGUCUCUGCCAAAGAAAUUUUUAUCUUAAAAUAUCAGUAAGAUAUGCCCUAAUUAGAGUAAUCAAAUGAAUGUGUAGCUCUUUAAAAGUGUCCCUCUCCUAUCAACUCUUACAUUUUUCAAAUUCUACAAGGGUCUCAUGUUUCAAACCACCUAUCAUCUCUUUCAGUUUGGCAUAUGUUGACAAACUCAGAAUUGGUUAUAGCAAUAGGACAAAAUGGGUCAAAACAAGGUGGGACUUCAUCAUAUUCAUCAUAAGGUGUGAUUUUGUCAUAAUCAGUGGUCAAUGAGGCUAUAUAAUCUCAUCACUAAAUGUAGGUCAGAAGAAUUGCAUGUGGUUUGAACAACACUUUGCUAAUUCUCAUUGUAGUGCCUGUAUGGUAUUGCAAUUUUUAGGAAGGGUCUAUCAGUCACAAUGUAUGUUAGCUUUCUGUUUUUUUUAAAGCAAUACAGUUUGGCUGUUGCCCUUUGCGUCUUUCAGGAUCUUGUCUUUUUUCCUUGCCUAUGGAAGAGGUGUCAUAUGCUUGGGAACAACCAAGAAAGAAGCACCAGGUGCAAAUAAGAGCAUUUGUGAAUGCAUUUCAAGUGUCCAAAUAAGUGAAGUUAACCUCAAUAACAUUUUAAUUUUAGCGAGAAGUGUACAAAUCAUUUCAAGAUCAGAACUAAACAUUUCAGGGUGAUGAUGGUUCACUUAUUUUAUAUACCUUUAAUUCUAAUCUAAAUGCAUCAGGGGAAUUUAGAGUGGGGGGAAAAUAGGAGUCAGGCAUUUCCCAUAACAAGCUGAUUUCCAGAUAAGUUGACAGCCAUCGUCGCCCAAGCGGGUUACAUAUAAGAGCUAAUAGUCUUAGCACAUUUGCUAUUGUGCUUUGGACUAUGAUCUAAACUGUCAACAAAGAAUGUCAAAGAGAUGGGUAAUCUAGAUUAGGAUAAUUAUUAAAAACACCUUUCUUAAUACCCCUGUUACAUCUACUUCAUCCCCUCCCAGAAGCUGCUUUUGAAUUUAAAAGUCUAUGUAGAGUGUUCUUUUCUGGAGGGUGGUGUUCUCUUGGCUUCUUAUAAACUUACAAAGAACCUAUAAUUUAGGGAAAACUGAUUCCCUUCUCAUCCCCUAAUGGAUAUUUUAUAAGUGGUGAGAGAUAUACACCAUGGAAGGUAUUAUCGAUCACGAGAUUUAUUUUUGGCUUCAGAGAAGUGUAACAGCCUGUACGGUAUUUCUAAAAAUGCAGUUAUUUUAAGUAACCUAUCUUGAUGAUAUGACAUCUUUAAAUGCAUGUGGGGAAACACUGUCCCUUAACGCUGUUUUUCUAUGUGAUAGUUUCCAAAGUAGUUGAUUUCUGGGAGAUGUAGUAGCCUUAUGAAUUUAUAUUUGAUAUACAUCCUUUGCCAAAGGCACUAACAUAUUUGUUUCCUUUUAUAUUUAAACAUACUUAGAAUUCCCUUUUAAACAUGCUAAAUUCUUCAGUGUCAAAAUUAUUGUACAAGUUUUUUCUCCAUUAAAAAAAAAAAGGUUCUUACUAAAGCUGGCCAUCGUUAUCCAAAGUAUUUCUAAGACAAAUUAAAAUCAAUUUCAGGGACAAUUUCAGCCAUCGCAUUCAGUUCUCCAUUGAAUCCAAAUAAUGUUUUUGAAUUUUGAGCCGCCCAAAAUCAUUUUUGCUGAGAUGUGAAGCUAUAGAAAUAAAAUAAAAUAAAUAAUCCAAAAUGCCUUGCUUCUGCAGGAUAUUCCCAGUGAAGGAUGCAAAGUGAAGCUUCGAUAAGAUCAUAAACACAGUUGGGCUUCGUUUAGUGAAAGUAGUUGCUUAACAAUCAAGUUGCUUCUCCAGUUUUGAUAACUGAACAAGGGCUACCAAUAUUCAAUGGGAGAUGUUUCUGUAAUUUAGGAUUAUUGUUUUAAAUCUCAUAACUCUUUGAUGUACUUGAAAAACAUUUUCCUGUGUGCUCAGUAAUCUGUUUCCUUCAUUUCUUUGCCCAUUUGGCUAGUAUUGAUUAAAUUGUUAUGUGACAAAUUGUUGUCUGAUCUGUUGUGCUGUGCUAGGCUUUGACCCUUCUUGGCAAACUUCAGACUAGCUCCAGUUGCUACACAUUCUGGAUUUGUCAAAAAAAAAAUCACAGGUUUCUUGCUCUUCUCUGGCACUCAGUUCUGUAGCAGGAAACGCAGAUUCAUUAGCAAGAAGUUCACUUGAGUGACAUCUGCUUCAGCCAAUUCCUGCUUUUAAAGUGAGCCUGCAUAUUCCUUAUAUUCCUCAUGGUGUGCUUUAAGAUGUCUAUAUCAGGGAUUCAAUGAAAAUUCAAAUGGAUCAUUAAUUUAAGUCUCUUAAGAGAAACUCCAUAUAAGGAAGUGCAUUGAUUUUGUAUAGUAACUCCAUAUGUUUUGCCAUUUUGAAAAAUGGAUUGUAUUUAGUGGUCCAUUAACUGUUUCCAUUGUUGCAAUCUCAUUGAUCUUAAUAGAAUUAUACUAAAAUGUAAAUAUCUAUUAAAACCUGGGCAGAUGACUUGUACGCUGGUCUAACAUGGCAAAAUGGAAUGAAUGCUAUACUACUGAAA